Molecule: messenger RNA, 1899 nt
Organism: Danio aesculapii
Lineage: Eukaryota; Metazoa; Chordata; Actinopteri; Cypriniformes; Danionidae
Gene: alg2
Product: ALG2 alpha-1,3/1,6-mannosyltransferase
Exons: 3
Coding region: 128-1336 (402 amino acids)
Molecular function (GO): alpha-1,3-mannosyltransferase activity; GDP-Man:Man(1)GlcNAc(2)-PP-Dol alpha-1,3-mannosyltransferase activity
Source: RefSeq, a predicted model, not a curated record
GCAGACAUUUUGGCUCAAUCAGGAAACCAGUUUCCUUAAAUCGCCAACUUUGUGCCAUUUUUGUUAGUCAUUCAUACAGACAGACGAGUUUGUGUCAGUGAACGUGAAAGGUUCCCGUCAGGACAGUAUGGUUCGGGUGGUGUUCCUGCACCCUGAUCUGGGUAUAGGUGGAGCAGAGCGUCUGGUGGUGGACGCGGCUGUAGCUCUGCGCUCUCGUGGAUGUAGUGUUCAGAUCUGGACAGCGCAUUAUGACCCGCAGCACUGCUUCUCGGAGACUCUCUCUCCUGACCUGCCGGUGGUGUGUGUGGGCGACUGGCUGCCCACCAGUGUAUUCGGUUAUUUCCACGCUCUCUGUGCUUACCUGCGCAUGAUCUACCUAACCAUAUAUCUCGUGCUCUUUAGUGGGGAGGAGUUUGAUGUUGUCUUCUGCGAUCAGGUUUCAGCGUGCAUUCCUUUUUUGCGAUUGGCACGUCACAGGAAGAAAGUUCUGUUCUACUGUCAUUUUCCUGACCAGCUACUGACUCAGCGCCGCUCUGCUCUGAAGCGCCUGUAUCGAGGGCCAAUUGACUGGUUCGAAGAACUGACCACAGGCAUGGCCGAUCGCAUUCUAGUCAACAGCCAGUUCACCGCCAGAAUUUUCAAACAGACGUUUCCCAAACUGUCCGAGAUCCACACCGACAUCCUUUAUCCCUCUUUGAACCCAUCAGCUUUCGAUGAUGAAGUAGAGGGUCUCGGUGGACUCCUCCCUGAAGGACGGAGCUUCGUUUAUUUGUCGAUCAAUCGUUACGAACGCAAAAAAAACCUGCCAUUGGCAUUACAAGCAUUAGCAGGCCUGAAGGACCGACUGUCAGAAGGAGAAUGGGAGCGUGUGCACCUUGUAAUGGCGGGAGGUUACGACGAGCGUGUGGCUGAAAAUGUAGAGCACUAUGAAGAACUGCGCUUACUAGUGACCUCUCUUGGCCUGGAGGACCACGUCACCUUCUUGCGCUCGUUUUCAGACAAACAGAAACUGUCUUUGCUGCAUAACAGCACUUGUGUACUCUACACUCCCAGCAAUGAACAUUUUGGGAUUGUACCUAUUGAAUCCAUGUACUUGCGCUGCCCCGUUAUUGCUGUUAGCUCUGGUGGACCGCUAGAAUCUGUGGCGCAUGAAGAAACAGGGUUUCUUUGUGAACCCACACCUGAUCACUUUUCGGAAGCCAUGCAGAAGUUCGUUUCAGAUCCUAAAUUAAAGCAGAGAAUGGGACAGGCUGGCAGAGAGCGGGUACAGCAGCGCUUCUCAAUGCAAGCCUUCGCCGAGCAGCUCUAUAGUCAUAUCGCCAGCCUUACCCAAUAACCAAUCAUGACAUCAUAAAGGCCAUUCUGCUUCGAACCGAACAUUCUGCCAGUCCAGUUGCCAUGGAGGGACUAAUGAAAGUAUGUCAUCUCUAAUGAAAGAAAAGAGCAGUGCCAGUUAACAUGGCUUAAGAGUUCAAUAAGAGCCUUGAAGAAUGUGGAGCACUCAUCCGACCCAGAGGUUAAUGAAUUAUCGUGCACCGACCACAUUGAUCAAGCAUGUCACAGCUAGGCCUGAGGACCAUAUGUGUACAAAUUUUUUUUAUGCCGAAGGACCAUUAAAGAGUUUCUUGGGCAGAGAUCGAUAGACAAGUUUCCGUGCCCUGCUCUGUUGGCCAGCGUCUUGGCUUUUGUUUAGCGAUAACAAUGGAGGAUAUAAAGAGUUAUUAAAGUCUUCAACUAAAGAUGCUCGUAAUAAGUUUGCUGGAGUAGAAAAAGAGAAAAGUUUUCUUAGGACACUGAAGGUCAUGUGCUGUAUUGGGUUUGAGGUUGUUACUGACUGUGAAUCUCCUCAUGCUAUUGAUAUGAGACUGAAGCCCCGAUUAAAUGAGACGCUGCGUCUUG